AUGUACUCGCAGGGAAGUCCAAUUUUGGGAACCAAUAAUGCUCUGUUGAAUAAUCAUACGAGACUAGGCCUCCACUAUGUUCUCUCUGAUUGUCAGAGCCUCCGUAAGUUGGAGAUUAGAGACUGCCCUUUUGGCGAUGAGGCUCUGUUGGCUAAUGCUGCAAAGCUGGAGACAAUGCGAUCCCUUUGGAUGUCUAAUUGUUCAGUAAGUUUUGAAGCAUGUAAGCUACUAGCCCAGAAGUUGCCAGGGCUUAAUGUUGAAUUUAUAGACGAGAGGGGUCAUCCGGACACGAGACCAGAAAGUUGCCCUGUUGAGAAACUUUAUAUAUACAGGACAGUGUCAGGAAUGAGGUUCGACACUCCUGGUUAUUUUUGGAUUAUUGAUGAAGAUGCAGCAUUGACUCCAUAUAGCAACGGGAAUUGCUCUCUGGCUUCUUCUUAG
Molecule: messenger RNA, 441 nt
Organism: Solanum tuberosum (potato)
Lineage: Eukaryota; Viridiplantae; Streptophyta; Magnoliopsida; Solanales; Solanaceae
Product: protein TRANSPORT INHIBITOR RESPONSE 1-like
Exons: 2
Coding region: 1-441 (146 amino acids)
Source: RefSeq, a predicted model, not a curated record